Messenger RNA from Thalassophryne amazonica, 675 nucleotides. Its product is annotated as proepiregulin-like. Gene Ontology annotation, biological process: positive regulation of cell population proliferation; epidermal growth factor receptor signaling pathway; positive regulation of mitotic nuclear division. The transcript has 5 exons. NCBI's taxonomy places the organism in Eukaryota, Metazoa, Chordata, Actinopteri, Batrachoidiformes, Batrachoididae. Bases 211 to 675 code for a protein of 154 amino acids. The record is from RefSeq and is a predicted model, not a curated record.
CUCUCUUUUUUGUAACAGUGUCUUCAGGUGAUUUAUUGGACUCUUUGAUGUAUAAAACUGUCUAAACUACAGCAGUCUGUCACCACACCGUAACCGCACGAUUGAGUCUUUUGGUUUUGGGUUUGUUUAAAUGUCACUGCUGCUGCUGACAUUCUGACAGCCUCCUCUCUUUGGGAUCUGGAUUGUCUCAAACCUGCUGCGGGCUCUGACAUGAUGACCAGUAAAACCUCAGCACUGCUCCUCCUCUAUGGUGUCAUGCUGCUUUGGCCAAAUGUUCUCAUCAACAGUGCCUCAUCCCAAAGGCAAACUGGAACAGAUGUCUCUCUCUCUGCAGUGCAGGAAGAAGAGCGCCCCCAUGUGGCACAGCAGCUAGUACACAGCUGUGAUCAAGCAUUAGACAACUACUGCCUGAACAAUGGGCAGUGCAUGCUGCUGGUCGACAUCAACGAACACCACUGCAAGUGCAAGAGAGGUUUCUACGGCCCCAGGUGUAGCCACGUGGAGCUCGUCUUUCAGCCAGUGAAAGAAAAGCAUGUGAUUGUCACCGCUGUGUGUGUGAUUGCGCUGGUUGCAGGCCUGGCGGCAGUGCUGCUUGUCUGCUGCCAGUGGUAUAAGAGACAAAGAAGGCUCCGACAACAGAAGCAACAUGGUUAUGAAGGAGUACAGACACCUUAG